Capsella rubella is the source of this 2264-nucleotide messenger RNA. Its product is annotated as probable glycosyltransferase At3g07620. Bases 203 to 2152 code for a protein of 649 amino acids. The transcript has 5 exons. Lineage: Eukaryota; Viridiplantae; Streptophyta; Magnoliopsida; Brassicales; Brassicaceae. Gene Ontology annotation, molecular function: glycosyltransferase activity. The record is from RefSeq and is a predicted model, not a curated record.
GUUGAGGUUUUCUCGUAUAACACUUACACAAUCGCAAAGCAGACAAAACCACAAGCAUAUAUACUAUUAUUGUUUUGUUUGGUGAGUCUUGUGGUGACCAUAAGGCCGAUCCAGUUUUUUCAACAAUGUCUCUUUUGAUCUUUGUUUGACUUCCUCGAUCGACUUCUCAAACCUGUAAAGUGAUUUUUUCAGGGUCUUGAAGAUGAGGCGUGAGUUUCCAUGGCUAUGGAAGGUAGAAAGCAGACGGCUUCUAUGGUUAUUGGGACUCACAUUUGCUCUCGUCGUCACUUUUCAAUACAUAGAGCUGCCUUACGCUAUCUCCUCAAUCUUCUCUUCCACCAAGAUUCCAAUUUCAAGAAACUCAACUUCACUUAUAGGUAACUCGACUUCAGCUAUGGCGCCGAGCUUUUCGCAAUCUGAGUCUGAUCCCGUGGGAGAUGAAGAAGAAGUUGAGGUUGAUCAGAUAUUUGAUAGCACUAUUGCCACAGCCCCUGCAGUUUCGCCUACUACCGCUACAUUACGGCCUUUGUUUCCUAGUUUAAAGGAAAACGCAACCGCGCCUGCAGCUAAUGCAGAUGCUCCGGCUGCAUUUUCUGGUUUAAACACUUCUCAGGUAAAGGAUAACGCAACCGCGCCUGCCCCGGCCGCGUCAAAUCAGAUUCCAGUAAAGGAAAAUGCAACAGCACCUGUGGCUAAUGCAGAGGCUCCAGCUGCAUUACCUGAUUUAAACCCGUCUCCGGUAAAGAAAAAUGCAACCGCGCCUGUGGCUGUAUUACCUGUUGUUAACCCUUCUCCGGUAAAGGAAAACAGAACAAUGCCUACCACUAGUCAGGUACCAGAGAGAAGUAUAACUAAAACAUAUGUUGGUGAUGCACCUCCCAUUGUCAGAUUUGUUCCUGAUGUAAAGGAGAACUCGAAAAUGCCUGAUUCCGGGGUGAUGUCGAUAUCCGAGAUGAGCAAGCAGUUGCGCCAAAACCGUGUUUCUCAUUAUCGUCUAGCAAAGAAACCAAAAUGGGUUACUAAACCUGACAUGGAGCUUUUACAAGCAAAAUACGAGAUUGAGAAUGCACCGAUCGACGACAAAGAUCCUCUCCUCUACGCUCCUCUGUAUCGCAAUGUUUCCAUGUUCAAAAAGAGCUAUGAGUUGAUGGAGAAGCUGUUAAAAGUUUAUGCUUACAAAGAAGGAGAUAAACCAAUAAUGCAUAGUCCAAUACUCAGAGGGAUUUAUGCAUCUGAAGGCUGGUUUAUGAAAAUUAUUGAAUCCAACAACAAAUUUGUCACAAAGGACCCUGCAAAAGCUCAUCUUUUCUAUUUACCCUUCAGCUCCCGGAUGCUAGAGGUGACUCUGUAUGUUCAGGACUCCCACAGUCACCGCAAUCUCAUUAAGUAUCUAAAAGACUAUAUAGACUUCAUUUCUGUAAAAUACCCUUUCUGGAAUCGAACUUCCGGUGCGGAUCAUUUUCUUGCCGCCUGCCAUGAUUGGGCUCCAUCAGAGACGCGGAAGCAUAUGGCGAAAAGUAUAAGGGCGUUAUGCAACUCGGAUGUCAAAGAAGGAUUUGUCUUUGGGAAGGACACAUCUUUACCAGAAACAUUCGUUAGAGAUCCGAAAAAACCACUAAGUAACAUGGGUGGAAAAUCUGCGACCAAGAGGCCGAUACUUGCUUUCUUUGCGGGGAAACCCGACCACGGGUAUCUAAGGCCAAUACUCCUCUCCUACUGGGGUAACAACAAAGAUCCUGACUUGAAAAUAUUCGGGAAACUUCCGCGGACUAAAGGAAACAAGAAUUACCUUCAGUUCAUGAAGACGAGCAAGUACUGCAUUUGCGCGAAAGGCUUCGAAGUGAACAGCCCGAGAGUGGUAGAGGCCAUUUUCUAUGAUUGUGUUCCGGUUAUCAUAUCCGACAACUUUGUCCCGCCUUUUUUCGAGGUUUUAAACUGGGAAUCGUUUGCGAUUUUUGUGCCGGAAAAAGAUAUCCCGAAUUUGAAGAAGAUUCUAAUGUCGAUACCGGAACGCCGGUACAAAUCAAUGCAGAUGAGGGUGAAGAAAGUUCAGAAACAUUUUCUGUGGCAUGUGAAGCCUGAGAAGUAUGAUAUGUUCCACAUGAUUCUUCAUUCUAUUUGGUUUAACCGAGUUUUCCAAAUUACUGUUUAGUAGUUUGAUUUAAACGAUUCCAGUGUACAUGUUUUACAGAGAAAUUUUCUGAGGAAACUCAAUUUACAAAAUACAUCAAAAAAGAGAAAAAAAUCAAACGGCCAACUCUUAA